Molecule: messenger RNA, 4170 nt
Organism: Pleuronectes platessa (European plaice)
Lineage: Eukaryota; Metazoa; Chordata; Actinopteri; Pleuronectiformes; Pleuronectidae
Product: glutamate receptor ionotropic, NMDA 2C-like
Exons: 15
Coding region: 1-4170 (1389 amino acids)
Biological process (GO): long-term synaptic potentiation; synaptic transmission, glutamatergic; monoatomic ion transport
Cellular component (GO): NMDA selective glutamate receptor complex; plasma membrane; postsynaptic membrane
Molecular function (GO): transmitter-gated monoatomic ion channel activity involved in regulation of postsynaptic membrane potential; NMDA glutamate receptor activity
Source: RefSeq, a predicted model, not a curated record
AUGGCCAUACCUCCUCCCUCUCCUUGGUCUCCACUCUUCCUCCUCCUCCGCUUCCUCCUGCUCCUCAUCUCCUCCCCGCUCCCCCUGCAGGCCCGGCCUCUCCUCCUCCAAUCGUCCAUCAACGUGGCGGUGGUCUUCAGCGGCUCCAGCUACCAGAAUGAGGUCAGGGGUCGUCUCAGCGGGGAGAACUUCGUGGACCUGCCCGUGGUGGUCAGCCCCGUGACGGUGCUGGUCAACGACACCAACCCCCGGGACCUGCUGACGCGCCUGUGUGACACCAUGACCACAGAGAAGCUGCACGGCGUGGUGUUUGAGGACGACGUGGGCUCCGGGGCCGGAGUUCAGGUGGCAGAAGUGGCCCAGAUCCUGGACUUCCUCUCCACUCAGACAGCUCUGCCAAUCGUGGGCAUCAGCGGUGGCUCGGCAGUUGUCAUACCAUACAAGUCAGAGGGUUCCUCCUUCCUGCAGAUGGGAGCGUCUCUGGAGCAGCAGAUCCUCUGCAUGUUCAAGAUCAUGGAGGAGUACGACUGGGGCGAGUUCGCGGUGAUCACCAGCUUGAUGCCGGGAUACGACACCUUUGUGGAUAUAGUGGAGGCCUACACAGACACGUCCUAUUUCCUGUGGAGGCUACAGGAUAUAGUGACCCUGGAAAUGUCUGUUGGGUCAAAUGAUGCGAGGACAAAGCGCAUGCUGCAGCAGGUGGACUCUCAGGUCCUGAUGGCGUAUUGCUCCCACGACGAGGCUCAGUAUCUGUUCAGUCAGGCAGCGGAGGUGGGCCUGCUGGGGCCGGGCUACAUCUGGAUCCUGCCCAGUUCGGCCGUGGGCAACCCCGACAGCCCUCCACCUGUCAGCUUCCCCAUCGGCGUGAUCGGCGUGAUAACGGACCAGUGGAGGAAGAGCUUGCGGCAGAGGGUGAGGGAGGGAGUCGCCAUCGUGGCCAAGGGGGCCGAAAGCUUCAAGAAUCAGUACGGGUUCAUUCCUGAGGGACACGGGGACUGCAGCAAGCCGGCGAAGCCCUCCAACAACAACACUCUGUUCAGGCACAUGCUGAAUGUGACGUGGGAACGGAGAGACCUGUCCUUCAACAACCAGGGCUUCCUCUCCCACCCCUCCAUGAUCAUCAUCGCCCUGGACAGGGAGCGACUCUGGGACAAGGUGGGCACCUACUCUCGGGGGAUCCUCCAGGUCCGCUACCCUGUCUGGCCUCGGUACGGCAGCUUCCUGGAGCAGGUGUCCGACGACCGGCACCUGACCGUGGCGACGCUGGAGGAGCAUCCCUUCGUCAUGGUGGAGAACGUGGACCCCGGCACCGGCACGUGCGUCCGCAACACGGUGCCCUGCAGGCGUCAGUCCAACCGCACAGAGAGCUUUACCGGCCAGUCGGAGUCCUACAUCAAACUGUGCUGUAAGGGCUUCUGCAUAGACAUCCUGAAGAAGCUGUCCCGCACCAUCAAGUUCUCCUACGACCUCUACCUGGUCACCAACGGGAAACACGGCAAGCUGGUGCGUGGGACCUGGAACGGCAUGAUCGGGGAGGUUGUGUACAGACGAGCUGACAUGGCCAUCGGCUCCCUCACCAUCAACGAGGAGCGCUCGGAGAUCAUCGACUUCUCGGUUCCGUUCGUGGAGACGGGCAUCAGCGUCAUGGUCGCCCGCAGCAAUGGGACGGUUUCUCCAUCUGCCUUUCUGGAGCCCUACAGCCCAGCAGUGUGGGUCAUGAUGUUCGUGAUGUGCCUGACCGUUGUGGCGGUGACGGUUUUCGUGUUCGAGUACCUCAGCCCAGUUGGCUACAAUCGCAGUUUGGUGAGGGCCAAAGAUCCUGGAGGUCCAACCUUCACCAUCGGGAAAUCCGUGUGGCUCCUGUGGGGUAUCGUCUUCAACAACUCUGUCCCCAUCGAGAACCCCAAGGGAACCACCAGUAAGAUCAUGGUCCUGGUGUGGGCCUUCUUCGCCGUCAUCUUCCUGGCGUCCUACACCGCCAACCUGGCUGCCUUCAUGAUCCAGGAGCAAUAUAUCGACACGGUGUCCGGCCUCUCCGACAAGAAGUUCCAGAAGCCUCACGAGCAUUACCCUCCCUUUCGCUUCGGGACGGUCCCCAACGGGAGCACGGAGAGGAACAUCCGCAGCAACUAUCCCGACAUGCACAUGCACAUGAUGAAGUACAACCAGAAGGGGGUGGAGGAAGCACUCGAAAGCCUCAAAACCGGGAAGCUGGACGCCUUCAUCUACGACGCUGCCGUUCUGAACUACAUGGCCGGGAAGGACGAGGGCUGCAAGCUGGUGACCAUCGGCAGCGGCAAAGUGUUUGCCACCACGGGAUACGGCAUCGCGCUGCAGAAGGACUCCCGCUGGAAACGGCUCAUUGACCUGGCGCUGCUGCAGUUCCUCGGAGAUGGAGACACCCAGCGCUUGGAGACGGUGUGGUUAUCGGGCAUCUGCCAGAACGAGAAGAACGAGGUGAUGAGCAGCAAGCUGGACAUCGACAACAUGGCGGGCGUCUUCUACAUGCUGCUGGUGGCCAUGGGCCUCAGCCUGCUGGUGUUCGCCUGGGAACACCUGCUCUACUGGAAGCUGAGACACUCCCUCCACAAGUCUCACAAGCUUGACUGUCUGUUGGGCAUCAGCAGGGGUAUUUACAGUUGUUACAACGGAGUAGAGGAAACGGGGCGUUCUUCCGGUAUGGCCAAACCUGACCUGACCUCCAACUACGCUCAAGCCAACAUGCUGAAGAUGCUUCGUACUGCCAAAGAUCUGGUCUCCACUGCCAAUGUGGAGAGCUCCCUGGACAAUGCCACCAAGACGAUAGAACACUUGAGCCGUCAUGGCGGCAGCUUGCCUCUUCGUGUGCCACAGAUCUCCACUGAGUCCGUACCUGGAGGAUUUGCGUAUAUAACUGAGAAUCACUCCUCCCUCCCGCAGCGCUCGCUCACCCCACCUCUGGUAGCUGUUACCUCUCUGAAGCAGCAUAGGAGCAUGAGGCCCACGCCGCUGCGCUACACCCUCCCGACUCGCUCUACUCCCUGUCUGUAUGACCGUCAACUUCCUGUUUCCAGCCUCAGCAACCCCCACUUGGCCGUCGGUGAGCCCCUCCCUCAUCAACACCCACACCAUUACCAGACCACCGGGCGACUUUACGUAGACUCUCACUCGCCGUUUGUCCCCUAUGGUGAUCUACAACUACCCGACAUCUACGCCUCCCACUCGGUCGCCUCGCCUCAGAACCAGCAUGUCCCAGUCGGCCUCACCCGACGGAAAAGGAGGUCCAAGAGUUUCCAGUGUGAGGAGGAGGAGUUGGAGAGGAGGAAACACAGGGACCAGGAAAUGAACAACCAAAGUCCUGUCUGUAUGAGCGAGCUGAAAGUCAACCACCUCCAAGAAAACCACCUCUCUGCUGCCAGCGCUGAAAGCAUAUACACAGGGGAGGGUGUGGGUCCUCGGGUGGAGAACUACGGCUCCUGGCCGCCAGAGGACCUCAUGCUGAGAGGGAGACGCAGGCACCGCCGCCCUUCUUUCCUCAAAGCCACGUGGGGCAGCGAGCAAAUCCGCCAGCUCGACGAAUCCCAGUCGUCCCUCUCCAGCCAGUCACCUUCCACCCUGCCAGACCUGUUCCCAUGCAUUCUCACACCAACCACGCCCGCCAAGGCCUCCAACCCCGCCCACCUUCGAAACAACCUGUGCCUCUCACGGAACCAGGCCUACCUCCACAUCAGGCAGGACCAGAGGAGGCCCACUGGCCGUAAGGGCCAGAGGCUGCGCUACUCCCACUCCGCCCACCUGCCCACGUAUGGAGAAGCAGUGCGACAUGGGACUGGUUUUGGACGAGGGAUGGUGCGGAGGGCUACCAGCUUGCUCAGCAGACAGUACGCCCACUACCUGAACUCAUAUCCAGGACUACCCCUCUACCAUGGUCCACUGGACCUACAGCACCACAGCCAGGCUUCCAGCAACCCCAGCCCAGUGUGCCAGCUGUUGGCAUGUGGUGGCGGGCGAUGUGGGGCCCAGCGGGCACUGCUUUACCAGGACAGCGUAUAUGGGGGCUACGGGGUCUAUCAGGGGUCCCAGACUGGUUUAGAGGCACAGGGAUGCCAGGGAGCGGGGGGCCAGCCUGCAGGGAGCCCCUGUGUUCUCCGACCCUGGCGACGGGUGUCCAGCCUGGAGUCCGAGGUCUGA